This is a messenger RNA of Morchella sextelata, 579 nucleotides long. RefSeq lists its product as uncharacterized. The record is from RefSeq and is a predicted model, not a curated record. Lineage: Eukaryota; Fungi; Ascomycota; Pezizomycetes; Pezizales; Morchellaceae. The coding region runs from base 1 to 579 and encodes 192 amino acids. The transcript has 2 exons. Gene Ontology annotation, molecular function: catalytic activity. Gene Ontology annotation, biological process: nucleotide metabolic process.
AUGGCCGCCCCCGCCCCCGAAAGCUGUCCCUUCUGCACAAUCGCCGCCUCCUUCCCCCCGCACCCUCCUGCCACCCCGCACGCUGCACCGGCAGCUCCCCUCGACCCCCCAACCCACAUAAUCCUGUCCACGCCCUACGUACUGGCCUUCCUGGACAUCCAGCCCCUCACCCGCGGCCACGUCCUCGUGUGUCCCCGCGCCCACGCAGAACGGCUCACAGACCUGACGCCGGCCCAGAGCGGCGGCAUCGGCGCGUGGUUGCCGGUUGUUGCAAGGGCAGUGGUGAAGGUCGUGGGCGUGGCGGACUUUAAUGUUGUGCAGAAUAAUGGCGUACAUGCGGCGCAGGUGGUCCCGCAUGUGCACUACCAUAUUAUUCCAAGGCCGAGCAGUGAGGAGAGGGAGAAGGUGCUGGCGGGGGCGGAGGGGAGGUGGCUGCUGUCGAGGUAUGGGGAUGGGGUGAGGAGUGAGCUGGAUGAUGAGGAGGGGGCGGCGGUGGCGGCGAGGAUUAGGGGGGAGGUUGCGAGGGAGGUGGCGGCCGGCGGGGCGGGUGGGAUGGAGGGGGUGGUGGCGUUGCUAUAA